Messenger RNA from Cucurbita pepo subsp. pepo (vegetable marrow), 816 nucleotides. NCBI's taxonomy places the organism in Eukaryota, Viridiplantae, Streptophyta, Magnoliopsida, Cucurbitales, Cucurbitaceae. The record is from RefSeq and is a predicted model, not a curated record.
ACACAGCGAGAGGGCGAGAGGGCGGUGAAGAAUAUGGGAGAGCGGUGGGGGAGAUGAGUAUGAGAUGAUCCAAUCAUUUGUUUCCUUUUUGUCUCUCUCAUGAAUUAUUAAUGGAUUGAUGAUUCUGCUAUUCUUUUCCAUUCCUGUGUGGUUCUGUUCUCUCAGUUCGAUAUUUCUUCCAGUUGCAUUGCACCUCUGACUGUGCCGAUGCGGCGCCCAUGGAUUUUUGGAAAAUGUGGCUGCUCUCUCUCUCUCUGCCUCUUGCCUUUACCUCCAUCUGAAGAGCCUUCUGAUCGCCCUAUGACCAUGACGUCGUCCAUUGAGGCAAAAUCUGGUUCAGAUACAAGGAAGUUCCCAAAUCAAUUUCAUUAUCAGAGGAAGAAAGGAGGUUGAUGGCUUCUGAUUUGUUUUGGUCCAAUAAUUUCCCAACUGGAGAGAGUGAAAAGGAGAUUCAUGGGGCAGUGGAGGAGGAGGAGGAAGAGGAGGCUAUGAUGGCUGAGAUCAGGUCUAUGGAAGAGAAGCCUUUGGAGAUUGAUGGUCAGACUCACUGUACUUUUGAGAAUGUUCCAACUGGACAGAGUGAAGAAGCCAUGGAAUUUCCAGAUUGGUUGAGUAUCAAUGAUGAUUUUUUGCAGCAGCGUUCCAAUUAUCAGUUCUCGGAUGAGGAUUACCUUCAAGAUCCUGACCUAUCUUGCAUGGACAUUGGGGAGAUUGAAGAUGUGGAUGGAGAUUGGUUAGCAUGAUUGUUGGGUUUUUAUCUCAUACCAUGCUCUUUAAUAAUAUGAGAAAACGAAUGAAGCAUCUUUUUUCCCCAAA